AUGACUACAGUUACUCCUGUUACCAACCACACAGAGAACAUUGUGACUACAGUUACUCCUGUUACCAACCACACAGAGAACAAAGACAAUGUGACUACAGUUACUCCUGUUACCAACCACACAGAGAACAAUGUGACUACAGUUACUCCUGUUACCAACCACACAACAGAGAACAUUGUGACUACAGUUACUCCUGUUACCAACCACACAGAGAACAUUGUGACUACAGUUACUCCUGUUACCAACCACACAGAGAACAUUGUGACUACAGUUACUCCUGUUACCAACCACACAGAGAACAUUGUGACUACAGUUACUCCUGUUACCAACCACACAGAGAACAAUGUGACUACAGUUACUCCUGUUACCAACCACACAGAGAACAUUGUGACUACAGUUACUCCUGUUACCAACCACACAGAGAACAAUGUGACUACAGUUACUCCUGUUACCAACCACACAACAGAGAACAUUGUGACUACAGUUACUCCUGUUACCAACCACACAGAGAACAUUGUGACUACAGUUACUCCUGUUACCAACCACAAGAGAACAUUGUGACUACAGUUACUCCUGUUACUAACCACACAGAGAACAUUGUGACUACAGUUACUCCUGUUACCAACCACACAGAGAACAAUGUGACUACAGUUACUCCUGUUACCAACCACACAGAGAACAUUGUGACUACAGUUCCUCCUGUU
Molecule: messenger RNA, 704 nt
Organism: Gymnodraco acuticeps
Lineage: Eukaryota; Metazoa; Chordata; Actinopteri; Perciformes; Bathydraconidae
Product: mucin-2-like
Exons: 2
Coding region: 1-561 (186 amino acids)
Source: RefSeq, a predicted model, not a curated record